Molecule: messenger RNA, 996 nt
Organism: Humulus lupulus (European hop)
Lineage: Eukaryota; Viridiplantae; Streptophyta; Magnoliopsida; Rosales; Cannabaceae
Exons: 2
Coding region: 1-996 (331 amino acids)
Source: RefSeq, a predicted model, not a curated record
AUGGUUCGUGAAGAGCCUCUUGAAGAGGAAAAUGUUGAUCCAAUUCCACCCCCACAACCAGCACGGAGGGUGAUCUGGGAUGAGGAUGAAUUGGACCCGUGGAUAGGAUCAGAUAGGAAAUUAGAACCCACAGAGGAGGUGGAAGAGGUGUGCAUUAGUGACAACGACCAGACCAGAGUAAUCCGAGUCAGGAGGCACCUGAACUCGAAGGUCAAGGCUGCCAUAAUUUCCUGGGUAAAAGAGAACCAGGAUGUCUUGGCCUGGUCUCACUCGGAUAUGAACAGGAUCAACUGCAAUUUCGUAUGUCACACCUUAAACAUUGACGUAAAUGCAACUCCGGUCCGACAGAAGCAAAGACCUCUAGGGGCGGAGAGGGCAGAGGCCCUCAAAUUACCAGUUGAGAAGUUAUCCUCGAUCAACUUCAUUUGGGAGGUCUUGUAUCCCAUUUGGCUAGCCAAUCCGGUGUUAGUACCAAAGCUGAACGGGAUGUGGAGAACUUGCAACGACUUCACUGACCUUAACAAGCCCUGCCCAAAAGAUUGCUUCCCUCUGCCCCGGAUCAACCAGAUGGUGGAUGCUACAUCAGGUUAUGAGGAUGUUCCGGAACCAAUUGAGAAGGAACAUGGAGGUCUACAUAAACGACAUGCAGAUGAUUUGGCAGAAGCAUUUGCCAUCAUUCGGAAGUAUGGGAAGAAGUUGAACCCCAAAAAAUGCACCUUUGGCGUGGCGUCUGAGAAGUUCUUGGGCUUCAUAGUAAGCUCAAGGGGAAUAGAAGCCAACCCGGACAAGAUCUGGGCAUUGUUCGAGAUGCCUUCGCCUCAAAAGCACAAAGAUGUUCAAAGCUUGACGGGAAGAAUAGCGGCUUUAAGCCACUUCGUCUCAAAAUCCACAGACAAGUGCAUCCCUUUCUUCAAUAUACUUUGCGAAAGCCAGAGGUUCGAAUGGACGACCAAGUGUGAAGAGGCCUUCCAUAAGUUAAAGGAGCAUCUGGCCUAA